Molecule: messenger RNA, 1299 nt
Organism: Suillus subalutaceus
Lineage: Eukaryota; Fungi; Basidiomycota; Agaricomycetes; Boletales; Suillaceae
Product: GPI transamidase subunit PIG-U-domain-containing protein
Exons: 9
Coding region: 83-1297 (404 amino acids)
Biological process (GO): attachment of GPI anchor to protein; protein localization to cell surface
Cellular component (GO): membrane; GPI-anchor transamidase complex
Source: RefSeq, a predicted model, not a curated record
GUGGCCUUAGUGAACCUUACUAAGCUUUCACUUAUGACAUGUGCGAUUGCGAACAAACUCUCCUGCAAGUGACCAAAACGUGAUGAACAUAUCACCAACGUUUUUGGUGCUGGUAUGUCUUCGCUUUCUGCUCGCAGUUCUACCUCUUCCAGGUCGAAAUCUUCUCAAACAUGACCAUCAACUUAGCUCUCCAUUGACCUCAUACCUUCACUUGAACGAAGGUCUCUGGCUCCUCGAUAACAAUAUUGACCCAUACAUGGGAGGGACUUUUCACCAUUCGCCUCUCCUACUCUCCUUGUUUUCAACCAUAGUACCUCCACUUCCAGUUGUAUGGGCUGUGUCUGAUGGAAUAGGAGCAUGGGCACUUCUCUGCAUAUGGCGCGCGCGCCAGGGUUUAUCAUUUCAAAAGGGUACAAAGUCCAAUGUAGAAAACCUCAUCGUAAGCGUCUAUUUGUUGAAUCCCUACCUCCUACUUCCUUCACUUGCGUUAUCGACAUCCACAUUCGAAAAUACCUUUACCCUUCUUGCUCUCAUGUUUGCAUCUCAAGGAAAAGUAUCUUCUGCUCUCCUUGCUAUCGCAUUCGCAGUUCACCUCACCCCCUCGUCUAUCCUUCUACUUCUCCCAAUUCUUAUGGUCCUCCUCUCCUCUCCUGUGUCUAACCUCGCUUCCCCGCGUCCUUUCCAUGGUAGCCUCAAGCGUAUACCGUUCCUCUUUGGCGAGUUCACACUAUACUGGCUCGUCCUUGUAGGCGCAGCAUGCAUCAUUACGGGCGGAAACUGGAAUUGGGUCAGGGCAUCAUGGGGCGCAAGCCUCACGCUACCAGAUCUCACGCCUAACCCCGGUCUUUGGUGGUACUUCUUCACCGAGAUGUUCGACCAUUUCAGACCAUUCUUCCUCAUGGUCUUCUCCGUUCACCUUGUCAUAUACAUAUUUCCUAUCUGCAUAAAAUUUCAACAUGAUCCCCUCUAUGCCGCGUUCCUCCUUGUGGGCGUCCUGGGGACGUUCAAAGCGUACUUAAACUUCCGACACCCCAUCAUCACCAUACUCCUCCACCUACACGCUGCGCUCCUCCUCCCGCUUCAACACGUACUCUGGGUGAGUGAGGGCCGUGGGAACGCGAAUUUUUAUUAUGCUGCGAGUCUUGUUAUGGGUAUGGCGGGUGGUGCGGGGCUUGUGGAUGCAUGUUGGGCUGGUAUGCGGAUUGCUGUGGGGGAUGCGAAAGUAUGGGCUGAGGAAAAGGUAGAUGGUGAGAAGGGCAAGGGGAAGGUGGUGUGGUGGGAGGUGGUACAACAGUGAGG